GAGAGCGCUGGAGUAACGAUCUUGCUAUAAUAGCAAAAAUCGUCCUAUUAUUUUUCCCUUGAAUUAUUAUACUUCACUAAGCAGCACUUUGUGAAAACAGUUAAAUUUUAUCAGUGAAUCAUUUUGUUUUUCUACUUGUGUAACUCGGAUUUUAUAAUUCAUUAAGAGUGUGGAGUAUUGAAACUUUCUUCAACUUAAUUCAUUGAUCAGGGAGCACUUCGAUCACCUUUAGUUCUGUUGUUGGAAAUAGAUAACGCGAUUCGUUCAUACUAACGGUACCAUCAAUCAAAAUUUCUGUGGACUUAACAGAUAUUUAUAAUCAUCUACGCAAUUUUCAGGACCUUCUGAAUGUUUUGGCAAGCCGCUCCUGAUCAGGGACAUGCAUAGAUCCACCCUCGGUCGGCGCGGGUCAUGGAUUUGCUAGCCCCACACCACCCUUCUCAAGAGUCGAGUCUCUGGGAGUCAUCCACCUGCCCUGCUGACGCAGCAUCGGACAGGUCGACGCGCGUCAGGAUAUACCUCAGCAGCGCCGUCUGCAGACCAGUGCCGGAACAUCCAAGCAUUACGUCAAAACUCUCCACCGCCACGGUGCCAGAAAACCCCUUUAAUUCCUCCUGAUAUAUAAAUAAUUAUCUGCUAUCACACUUGUUGAAACAACGCUCUGCGUAGAUUGAUACUCAAAUUCUGUUUAACGUUGUAUUUUUUUUUUAAAGUUAUUCCUAGACGUUUCUAGUAAAUGCUGAGUUAUUUAUUUAUUUAUCUGAUGAUACUCAAGCUAAAUUUAGAACAUAUAUUACCCUGUGUUAGAAGUUGGCUCGAUAAUUAAACUUUUAUCAGUCGUGAUCCAGAAUCAUUCCACAUAUGCUGUCCGGGUCAGUAUAGUACAUCUUCAUACUGAAAGCUAGAUGUCCUAAUUUUAAUUAAGGUAUUUAAUCCAAUUACCGUAAUUUUAUUCAUUUUCAAUCUACCUCAUCAAUAUUUAUAUAUAAUUGAUCUUUGAAAAAAGAAGGAUUAAUUUCCGAACACCAUCGAACACAUGUACUUGGCCUUGAACUUGAAGACAGCGCAGAGGCCACCGUUACUCGUUGAACCGCCUCAAUGGUUGGCCAGCAGCUGUUCGGCUUUACUGACAGUCCGCGAGAACCCCAGCACUUCCGGUCAUGUGAUCACGUCUCCUUACCUCAACUACCUGAAGUGACGCAAACUCAACAGCCAACCUCUGCGACCCAUCAGCAGACGACCACUACGUCACAUCCGCUGGAUACGUCACGUGCUUCAUCAGUCUGCUGCAGCUCCGAGCAUGGCAGGUUGAUCCACGCCCUCCCCCCUCACGACGAUCUAACAGGACCCCACACUUUUCCACGACAACCAACCCAAAAACUAAAAAUACAAGGCGCGCAGCCCAGUGGGAGUCUCCCUCCCACACCGGCACCCACCCCCGAGAGAGCAGCCGACAGUUUGCCAUCCCAGCGCGGGUCGGGGCUAAGGAGAUGCUAUCAAACCUUCCUCUUUCUCUAGUGAACUACUCGAACCUAGCCGUGUCGCCGUCACCGCUCUCGUCACUACCUUCAUCGCCAUUAUCGUCACCGUCAUCAUCAUCGUGUAAACUCGGAUCUUACCUGCUUCUCCUGAUCAUGGCGGCCCUACUGCUACCCCGGGCGACCGGCCACCCCCUCCCUGACGCCUCCCGAAAGACCGGCUUCGAUCAGAGUGACGGUUUUCACAUAGAUUUUCCCCAGGGGGACGAGGCCCCGCGCCCGGGGGGAGUGACACACUCGCUCCCCAAGGACUGGAGGCUUCAGCCCCAGGAACGCUAUUACUACUUACGAGCGAUGAACGACCAAUACCUACAGAUUAAAAACGAUAGCAUUACUGGAACUUACUCGAAUGGGAAGCCUAGUAAAUACGGCAUCCUCCAGUUCAUCUCCCACAACAACAGCCUCUUGAUAUCCAGCGCCGAUUCGCAUCAGCUCAUCUGUAUGAAUAAGGAAUCCCAACUCUACCUAGUACACAGGAAAGAGUUUAACGACAACAAAGAGUGCUACAUCCACGAGAGCAACAACGAUGCCGAGGGUUCUGCGAGUGCCACCUACGAGUUCACGCUCUACCGGACCCCCCACCGGCACCUGUACCUAGGCAUCGACUGCCAGGCCCUGCUAGGGUCUGAGACCAACAGCACCGAGAAGACGACACGCUUCAUCACGGAGCCGGCCAACAAAGCACUCAUCCGGCAUCCCCCAGAGCCGGAGGACAAUACCACGCACAAGUGUAUCCCCCAGAAAGAGAUAGACAGGAAGCUGCGUCUAAAAAAGGAGAAAAAGUUCAAAGCUAAGGUGUGUCGAAAUUUAAUUCGCCUGGCGAAGAACGUCACUGAAUCCUUGACCAGAUGCAGACUCAAAUGUGCUCAGACCAAGAACUGCAUGUGCCCGAUACUUGAAAGGAUGUUGGCCUCCCCCAAUGACACACAAGUAGAUUGUCUGGCGAGCAAGAUUAAAAAAUGGGUUGUGAAGCGAGGUAAAACACCAAACAUGAGAGUAAUUAAGCGAGUAGCCCGGCGGCUACUUCCUGGCUAUUCACGUAUAGCCCGGCGCAUGCGCUCUGAGUGGAAGAAGAAACAUUCACCACAAACAGCCACAAACAAACAAAUAAACAAACAAAUAAACAAACCAACCAGCAAACCUCGAGGAGUGAUCAAAAUAAAUAAACUGCUAAGAAACCAUACAGCAGAACUGUCGGCUGACAAGCCGGACAAACUUAAGGACGAUUUUAUCAAAGGUAUUAAAAAACUGUUGGAUACAAAGUCGAAACGGAGACAAAGACAGCGAAAGAGGAAGGUCCACAAAAGGCGACGCCACAACAAGAAUCGUUCCAGGAGAAGAGAACAACGUUUAGCACAGAAGGAACUGCCGGCACGGCUGGAGCGGGAUGCCAGACACCCUCAGCUGUCCGCUCCCCCGGGCUAAGGCUCGCCUGACACUGUGUCAUUGUUCCCAUUACGACAGCUGAGCAAGCUAUGUCAUUGUUCCCAUUACGACAGCUUAGCAAGCUAUGUCAUUUCUUUAGUUUCUGGAAGCAAACAGUUUAUCGGCGACUCCUCUGGCAGAGGUUCUUCAGGUGAGGGGAGGAAAAAAACUUACCACGUUCAAAUCUUACCGCUCGCCACUUCCCUGCUCACCUGCACGCUGGACCAGAGUGAGUACUGCUUCAGAAAAAAACACGUGUAAACAACGGAACUCUCCACAUGUGCUCUACUGAUCUCAGCCAACCGUCACGUGCCCAGUGUGGAGGAAACCCCGCUCACACACCAUCCGAUGGAACAACAGCAUUUUGAAUGAACUCACCAGCCUCAGACGUGUGACAUGGGCGGGUGACGUCACUCGUGUAUAUUCGGUGGAUGACGUCACGCGGGUAAAUUGGGUGGAUGACAUCACACGUGUUAAUCGUGUGAAUGACGUCACAGGUGUUGAUCGUGUGAAUGACGUCACAUGUGUAAUUAGCUGGAUGACGUGUAGCAGCUGACCAUUAGGCCAGUCAGUGACAUGAGUGUGUUGACGUCUGAUGCGUUGAUUAGGAGGACCGUGGUCAGAUAUGUAAAUUAAGUGGAUGACGUCACACGUGUGAACCGAGGUGUGUAGAUCAGAUAUGUACAUUAAGUGUGACGUCAGAUGUAAAUUAGAUGAAAAACUUCCGACUUUGUAAAUUAGAACAGUCACGAACUAUGUUAUGUGUGUGUGUUCUUAAAACAAAAAAUCAUCCCAAAUGACAUAUAGACACAUGUCCAUCAUCCCAAAUGACAUAUAGACACAUGUCCAUCUUCCUAUUUGACAUAUAUAGACAUUUAGCACUGUUUUCAUAUAGCAAUAGACACACUAUGAGUAUAUCAAACUAUAUAUGUAUGACCUUGAGUACCUUACCAGCAGAAUUGAUGUUGAAUCAAACUAAAACUAGAGACCGACAUUUGGGUAAAUUGCGACCCUAACAUUGGGGACUUUCGCGUGUGUAUUAUGUACAUUCAAUCAAGUAUUACUUUGAUGAUAUCAAAUAUGUUAUGUACAAAUUGUUUUGUUUGCUUUGUGUAAAGAGGGAGGGGGGUAUAUUUUAGUAUAUACUGAGUGACAUUAGUCUAUGUGCCGAUAUAAGUGCACGAAUGGAUUUGGUUUUUUAAUCUAGAGGUGGGGUGAUACGUAGGUGGUCAUAAGCAGAGUGUUGAAUUUAGAUAAGGUGACACUUAGAUGAGCUUAGGCUAGGUGACGCAAAUGUGAACUUAGAGUCACAGAGUUGAACAUGGUGUCAGGUGACUUGAACAAGGUGACACCAAAACAUUCAGUGCACACACAAAGCCAUAUAUAUCAUCCGUAAUGUUUUUAAAUAUCCAGUCGAAUACUGCCCUCCAUAUUUAAUCCUUGUAUUGAGAUGUUAUAAAGCUUUAUAAAAAUCAAUCGUAUUCUGGUAUCGUUAUGUGUUUGAAAUCGAUCAACAACAGCGUCUAGCAUCGAUUUAGAUAAAAUAGAAACCAGUCCCAAAAUCCCCAAGCAUUAGCUAAUUUUUAAUUAGUUAAACCCUCCCUACUUAGCAAUUUACAGAUAACAUCAUAAGUAAGGGGUUUUUUUUUUUUUUAAAAAGGUGUGCAAUGAUUUUUUUUUCUCAGAAAAUCAUUUUGAGAAUCGAAAUGUUUAAUUACUUGACCUAUUGCUGUCAAAGGUCAAGGAGCUCAGUUUAAAGUACUCAAAUGUUACGAAAUUUGUUUGCACUGUUACAGAAAUUUUCAAAGUGAUGUGUUACAAUCACGUGACCAGCCGUGCUCAUGUUUAUUGCCAUGUUUCGAUCUUCAGUCUUCGUCGAGUGUAAUAUGAGUAAACAUAGGAUUGUAGUAAGGAAAAACUGUAAUGAAUAUUUUUUUUUCGUUGCUCUCAUAAUUACAGUUGCUGUUGACGUUACUGUUUGAUUUGUAAGUAUAUAAUAUUAAUAAAAAAAUUGAU
This is a messenger RNA of Physella acuta, 4979 nucleotides long. RefSeq lists its product as uncharacterized. The record is from RefSeq and is a predicted model, not a curated record. Gene Ontology annotation, molecular function: growth factor activity. NCBI's taxonomy places the organism in Eukaryota, Metazoa, Mollusca, Gastropoda, Physidae.